This is a messenger RNA of Metarhizium brunneum ARSEF 3297, 1800 nucleotides long. The record is from RefSeq and is a predicted model, not a curated record. Lineage: Eukaryota; Fungi; Ascomycota; Sordariomycetes; Hypocreales; Clavicipitaceae.
AUGCCCACUGGUGAUAAUCUGGCCGAGCCGGUGGUGGGAGCCCAGCUUCGCGCCGAAGCCACAGAUGAGAAGCGGGCGUCCCCCCAGGCCGUUCAGAAACACGAAGCUGCUGUCCAGAAUAGCGUCGUCGCCCUAGGCGAUACACAGGAACUCGAUGAGACGUCCGUCCUACCGACGACCGAGGAGCUGGCCCUUCUGCGUCGUGUACCCAAUCACAUUCCACUGAAGCUCUUUACAAUCGCCUUUAUUGAGCUCUGCGAGCGCUUCUCGUACUAUGGAUCCACGGUCGUGUUUACCAACUUCAUCCAGCAACCUCUUCCCCCCGGCUCGACAACAGGCGCCGACCCAACGCAGCCCGGCGCCCUGGGGAUGGGUCAGCGCGCCUCGACAGGCAUCACCAUCUUCAACCAGUUCUGGCAAUACUUCAUGCCUCUGUUCGGCGCGUGGGUGGCCGACGCCAAAUGGGGGCGGUACAAGACCAUCAGCGCGGCCCUGGGAGUCAACCUCUUCGGCCACGUCAUCCUCAUUCUGUCGGCGAUCCCGCCCAUCAUCGUCCGCCAGGGCGCCUCGCUGGGUUGCCUGAUCACGGCCAUCAUCAUCAUCGGCUUUGGCACGGGUGGCUUCAAGCCCAACAUCAGCUGCCUCAUCGUGGAGCAGCUGGGCGAGCAGCGCAUGUUUGUGCGGACCCUCAAGAGCGGCGAGCGCGUCAUCGUCGACCCGGCCGUCACCACGGAGCGCAUCUACAACUGGUUCUACUUCUUCAUCAACGUCGGCGCCCUGGUCGGGCAGCUGACCAUGGUGUACGCCGAGAUGCACGUCGGCUUCUACCUGUCAUACACGCUCCCAACCAUCAUGCUGGGCUUCUGCCCGCUCGUCAUGUGGUGGGGGCGCCGGCGAUAUCUCCGUCGCGAGCCCGCCGGGUCGGUGCUCGUCCCGGCGCUGCGGACCUUCAUGCUCGCCCAGCGCGGCCGCUGGUCCAUCAACCCGUUCCAGACGCAUCGCAACCUCCACGACGGCACCUUCUGGGACUCGGUCAAGCCCUCGCGCUUCUCGCCCGACACCCGCCCGGCCUGGAUGACCUUUGACGACGCCUGGGUCGACGAGCUGCAACGCGGAUUCGCCGCCUGCGCCGCUGCUGUCCUCCAGCGUAACGGCAUCCCCAACGACGUACUUUCCAACCUCAACCCCUUCGCGCUCCUCAUCUUCAUCCCCCUCAACGACUUCUUCAUCUACCCGGCCCUGCGCAAAGCCGGCAUCCGCUUCACCCCUAUUCGCAAAAUCACCGCCGGCUUCUUCGUCGGCUCCGCAGCCAUGGUCUGGGCCGCCGUCGUCCAACACUACAUCUACCAGACAUCCCAGUGCGGCAGCUACGCGUCGGGCACCACCCUCGACGGCGCCGGCCAGACGGUCAAGUGCCCCGCCGUCGAGAUCAACGUGUGGGCCCAGACGGGCUCCUACGUGCUCAUCGCCCUCGCCGAGGUCUUUGCCUCCAUCACCUCCCUCGAGUACGCCUACUCCAAGGCCCCCAAGAACAUGCGCUCCAUGGUCCAGGCCGUCGCCCUGUUCAUGACCUCGUUUGCCGCCGCCAUCGGCCAGGCCUUUGUCAGCCUCGCGUCUGAUCCGCUGCUCGUCUGGAACUACGCUAUUGUGGCCAUCCUGGCCUUUGUCGCCGGCACCUGUUUCUAUUUCCAGUUUCGGAACUUGGAUGUCCACGAGGACGAGCUGAAUGAGUUGCCCGAGGGGCAGGUGGGCAAGGUUGACGCCGAGGCUCCUUUUGCGUUCAAGGAUGAGAAGAGUUAG